This is a messenger RNA of Drosophila serrata, 699 nucleotides long. RefSeq names its product Ubiquitin conjugating enzyme 87F (gene Ubc87F). Lineage: Eukaryota; Metazoa; Arthropoda; Insecta; Diptera; Drosophilidae. The record is from RefSeq and is a predicted model, not a curated record.
UGUCUGCCUUUUGGCAGUAGUAGUAGGUAGCAUUCGGCGUAGUUCAGCAGCUGUAAUAGGAAACCAGAAAGAGACUCGAAAAUUUGUGAACAAAAUUCCACCCAGUGACAUGUCCGAACUGCAAGCAUCGCUACUGCUCAAUCGACAGCUCGCCGAGCUGCAACUCAAUCCGGUCGAGGGCUUCUCCGCCGGCCUGGUCAGCGACACUGACAUCUUCAAGUGGGAGGUGGUGAUCAUCGGCCCACCCGACACCCUCUACGAGGGCGGGUGCUUCAAGGCCCACCUCAUCUUCCCCAAGGAGUACCCGUUACGUCCGCCGCGCAUGAAGUUCAUAACGGAGAUCUGGCAUCCGAAUAUUGACAAAUCCGGCGACGUCUGCAUCUCGAUCCUCCACGAGCCGGGGGAUGACAAAUGGGGCUACGAGAAGGCAGAGGAGCGCUGGCUGCCGGUUCAUACCGUAGAGACGAUCCUCCUUUCGGUGAUCUCGAUGCUGACCGAUCCCAACGAUGAGUCGGCUGCCAACGUAGACGCGGCCAAGGAGUGGCGCGAGGAUUUCAAGGAGUUCAAGCGUAAGGUUACACGCUGCGUUCGCCGCAGCCAGGAAGAGAUCUAGGAUUCUAGAUGGAUGGGAUGGCAGUGCCAACGAUCGACAGCGGUCUACAUGCUAAUCACGUUAAUAAAAUGAGCGCCUAAUUUAUA